This is a messenger RNA of Hirsutella rhossiliensis, 2016 nucleotides long. RefSeq names its product MBOAT, membrane-bound o-acyltransferase family domain-containing protein. Gene Ontology annotation, biological process: ergosterol metabolic process. NCBI's taxonomy places the organism in Eukaryota, Fungi, Ascomycota, Sordariomycetes, Hypocreales, Ophiocordycipitaceae. Gene Ontology annotation, molecular function: ergosterol O-acyltransferase activity. Gene Ontology annotation, cellular component: endoplasmic reticulum membrane. Bases 1 to 2016 code for a protein of 671 amino acids. The record is from RefSeq and is a predicted model, not a curated record. The transcript is spliced from 7 exons.
AUGACCGCCGAGCGCUUGACGCCGGAACCCAGGUCCCCGAACACCCCGCGUCCUGGCCCUGAAGCCGAAAAUGGCGGGCUCCGAGAUCGACGCCCCUCGCCGCCGACCAGGUCGCUGGCCAGCGCUCUCCGCGAGGCCGGCGUGACCCUCAACGCAUCGCAACCCGGGUCCGAGACGCCCAGCGAGGAGGACUACGACGAAAACGUCCGCCCCGCCUACGCGACCGGCGCCCACCUCCUCCACGACCGCCAGCAAUCGCCGCGCGCCCGCCAUGGCCUCUCCCUCGCAGCGGCCGACCAGCCGUCGUCGCCGACGCACCAUGUCCGCGCCGCCGUCGUCCGGGACAGCGCCGGCGUCCAUAUCCUGCCCGCGAAUGAGAGGGACAUCCAGGACCUCCUCCGCAAGAGCUCCCAGCGCGCCAAGGAUCCGCAGGCGGCCAGGUCCAGGGGCAGGUUCAGCGGGCUCGUCUUUACGCAGCAGUUCUCGGCUUUUGACCCUCAAAACGUGGCGGCGGCAAAUAGCCCCUUUCACGGCUUCUACGUCUUGUUUUGGCUGGCCGUCGCUCUCUUUGUCUUUAAGAUCUCGGCCGACAACUGGAGGCAGCACGGCACGCCUCUGGGGUCGAGCGACAUUAUGAAGACCAUGUUCCGCCGCGACGUCGUCGUCCUGCUCGUCUCCGACGGAAUUAUGUGCGCCCUGACGGGAGUCAGCUGGGUGAUUCAGAAGUUCGUAUUCUACGGCUAUCUGCACUGGGACAGUGGAGGAUGGAUCAUCCAAAACAUAUGGCAGACGGCAUUCAUCGCCGGCGUUGUGAGCUGGACCCUCGUGCGCGGCUGGCCGUGGACGCACACCGUCUUCUUCGUCCUGCACGGCCUCGUCAUGCUCAUGAAACAGCACUCGUACGCCUUUUACAACGGCUACCUCUCCACCGUCCACGACAGGCGCCUCUUUCUGCUCUCCCAGCUCAAGCGGCUUGACCUCGUCGACCCGGCCAGCAACCCCAGCGCGACGGCACCCUCGGCCUCGGCCGUUGAUACGUCGCACCUCGACGAGGCCCCCUCGUCGGCAGCGGCGCAGCAGCGUCGGCGUCGGCGGCUCUCCGCCUCGCAGCCGCAGCAGCAGCAGCACGAGGCCUACGAGGCCGACAUUGACCAGAUUGCGCAGGCCGUGGCCUCGAGGCAGCCGCUCGACGAUGAGCGGAUCCGACUCUUUGGCCGCGCCAUCCGGAGGGAAGUAGACGCCCUGGCCGACGAGCUGCGCGGCACCGCUGCCGAUGCGUUGAGGGCGUAUCCCAACAAUCUCGGCUUCGUGAGCCACUACCGGUGGAUUCCUCUGCCGACUGUCGUGUACGAGCUUGAGUACCCGCAGUCCGAGUCGAUUAGCUGGGCCUACGUGGCCGAGAAGGUCGUCGCCAUGGUGGGCAUCAUAUUUGUCAUGAUUCAGGUUUCUCAGUAUUCCAUCUACCCCGUCGUGAUGAAAACCGUCGAGAUGAAGGAAGCCGGCGUACCGCUCUCUGGCAGAGUCAGAGAGUUCCCCUGGCUGCUGAGCGACCUCAUCUUUCCCUUUAUGAUAGAGUAUCUGCUCGUGUGGUAUCUCAUCUGGGAGACCAUCCUUAACAUCCUCGCCGAACUGACCUACUUUGCCGACCGAAGCUUCUACGGCCCCUGGUGGAACAGCGUGUCCUGGGACCAGUUCGCCCGCGACUGGAAUCGCCCCGUCCACAUCUUCCUCCUCCGCCACGUCUACCACAGCUCCAUCUCCUCCAUGAAAGUCAACAAGCAUGCCGCCACCCUCAUCACCUUCUUCUUCUCCGCCUGCGUCCACGAGCUCAUCAUGCUGUGCCUCUUCAGGAAGCUCAGGGGCUACCUGCUCAUCCUGCAGAUGUGCCAGCUGCCGCUUGUAAGGCUUAGCCGCACCAAGUGGCUCAAGGGCCGCAAGACGCUGGGCAAUUUCAUGUUUUGGCUAGGCAUCUUUACUUGUCCAAGUCUUUUGUGCAGCUUGUACCUUGUUCUUUGA